Phascolarctos cinereus (koala) is the source of this 2098-nucleotide messenger RNA. It is a transcript of the gene CTSD, whose product is annotated as cathepsin D. Gene Ontology annotation, biological process: proteolysis. Gene Ontology annotation, molecular function: aspartic-type endopeptidase activity. NCBI's taxonomy places the organism in Eukaryota, Metazoa, Chordata, Mammalia, Diprotodontia, Phascolarctidae. The record is from RefSeq and is a predicted model, not a curated record.
UCGGCGGGCACGUGACUGCCGAAACCUAUCCGGGCAUCCGCUGACCCAGAAGCUGAGUCCGGGACUGCUCCGUCAUCGCCGGCCAGCCGCGGUCCCAGCUGCAGCAGCCCCCGCGCCCCCAGCCCCGCCGCCGCAGCCAUGCAGCCCUCCAGGCUGUGCCUCCUGCGUGCCCUUCUGCUGUGCGCCCUCCUGGCGCCCGCCAGCGCCCUCAUCAGAAUCCCCCUGCACAAAUUCAAGUCCAUCCGCCAGACCUUGAGGGAGGCAGGCGGCCCUGUGGAGCUGGCCAGUGCACCCCUCUCGAAGUAUGCGCUGGGGAGCCUUCCCAUCACUGGAGGCCCCAUCCCAGAGAUCCUCAAAAAUUACAUGGAUGCUCAGUACUACGGAGCUAUCGGCAUUGGAACCCCACCCCAGCAGUUCAUGGUCCUCUUUGACACGGGUUCUGCCAAUCUGUGGGUGCCGUCCAUCCGCUGCAGCCUGUGGGACCUUGCCUGCUGGGUUCACCGCAAAUACAACGGUAAACAAUCUAGCACUUAUGUGAAGAACGGGACGGACUUUGCCAUCCGCUACGGCUCAGGUAGUCUCUCAGGCUACCUGAGUGAGGACACGGUCACGCUCCCCUAUUCCAUGGAUGGGGAAGGCUUGGAAAGCAGCAGUCUGAAGGUGAAGAAGCAGACCUUUGGGGAAGCCACCAAGCAGCCCGGUAUCACCUUCAUCGCUGCCAAGUUUGAUGGCAUUCUGGGCAUGGCUUUCCCCCGCAUCUCUGUGGACGCUGUCGUGCCAGUCUUUGACAACCUCAUGAAUCAGAAGCUGGUGGAGAAGAAUGUGUUUUCCUUCUACCUGAACAGGGACCCCGCUGCCCAGCCCGGGGGGGAGCUGAUGUUCGGGGGCACCGACAGCAGGUAUUAUCAGGGGGAGUUCACGUACCUCAACGUCACGCGACAGGCCUAUUGGCAAGUGCACAUGGACGCGGUGAAGGUGAAAAGCGACCUGACCCUGUGCAAGGAUGGCUGUGAGGCCAUUGUGGACUCGGGGACCUCUCUCAUCACUGGCCCCGUGGAAGAGAUCAAAGGCCUGCACAAAGCCCUGGGGGCCAUGCCCCUGAUCCAAGGGGAGUACAUGUUCCCCUGUGACAAGGUGACCAGCCUCCCAUCUGUCUCCUUUGUGCUGGGGAACAAGGCUUUUGAGCUCACAGGAGAACAAUACGUCCUCAAGGUGAGCCAGGCUGGCCGAACCCUCUGCCUGAGCGGCUUCAUGGGCAUGGACAUCCCCCCCGCCGGGGGGCCCCCUCUGGAUCCUGGGCGAUGUCUUCAUCGGCCAGUACUACGCCGUCUUUGACCGGGACAACAACCGCGUGGGCUUCGCCAAGUCCCGCUGAUCGCCCAGCAUCCUGGCUCAUGCUCCACCUCACCUGUCCACUGGGGUGGGGGGCUUUCUAUCAGAAGAAUGUAGAGAGCAUAUGGUCCAGACAAGCCACUGUCCCCUCCAGCCCUCAUGAUGCCCAUCCACCACUUCCAGGGCCCCUGGAGUCCCACUGCCCCCUCCCCCACUACUCUGCACCCACAGCCCCCCAACCCCCACACACUCCUAGACAGACAAGGACCAGAGCUGCUGCUGAGAGCUUUCUGCCUGUGUCUUCAGGCUUUUGGGGAGAGAGGUUGGAAGCAGAGGAAGUGGGGGGCUUGGGUUAGCCCCUGGGAGAGGAGAAGCCUCCCCCCGGCCUCCAGGCUGCAGGGCCUCGGGCCACACUUUGCCUCACAUGCCCCCUUGUAUGAGGACAACCUUAUCAGCUGGUGUCUGCUAUGGUCCCCUGCCUCCCAGGCCUGAGCACAGGGAGGACUGGGGGGCCCAGAGCCCUGGCUCCAGAUCAGGAGGUCACAUCCUGCCUGAGAAUCUACUCUGAACCACUCCAGGGAGGGAGCUGAAAUGCUGUCUGGGGCCUUGGGGCAGCAGGUGGGCCCCAAGGCCCUGGGGAUGGGGGGAGGGGGCAGCUCUGGAUGUGAGGCUGGGACCUCCAGCCCUUCCCCCAGCCCUCUGCAUCUCUCUCACUCCUGUAAUUGCACAUGGUUGAAAUAAAAAUACUAGUUUUGGGGGGACCUUU